This is a messenger RNA of Bombus impatiens (common eastern bumble bee), 693 nucleotides long. RefSeq lists its product as uncharacterized. NCBI's taxonomy places the organism in Eukaryota, Metazoa, Arthropoda, Insecta, Hymenoptera, Apidae. The transcript is spliced from 2 exons. The record is from RefSeq and is a predicted model, not a curated record. Bases 222 to 578 code for a protein of 118 amino acids.
UCUGGAGGUUGAACUAUAGAGCAAUAAAAAUAUCGCAGUGCACUGCUGAUUUGUAUAAUCAAGCUUUGUUUUUUUCACAAACGUAUAUGACUUACACGUAAGCUCAACAGUAUACGACGUUAAUUGUUUCGACGAAAAAAAGUUAUAAAUAUCAUAAUAUGCAGUGGUUAAGAAUAUAUUUGUAUUAAAAUCUUCUGCUAAAAGUUUAGAUUAGUUCAAGGAUGACUCGGGCUAACAGAAAAAGGGGUCGUGAUGCGGAAGAAGAAUUUAGUGAAUUUAUGCCAUUAAGUAAAAGAAUAAAUAAUCUUCAUAUUAAUGGUUUAUCGGGCAUGCAUGAAAAUGUUACUGAAAAUAUGGAUACAGACUGCUGCGGCAGAAGCUUUAUGCCAUCGCCAAAUUAUUCAGAGCUUUCUCAAGGAUCACCGUUAUACGACGGAUGCAGUUCUAGCCAAAGUAGUUACAUAACAGAAUAUAAACCUGAUCUGGAUGCAGCUGAAAAUCCAUUUUAUUACGAAAGUAACAAGCUGCUAUUUUCCUUGUAUAUGGAACGUGUUCAGAGAGCAUCUGAUUCAUUUUGAUAUCGCUAUUUUCAAAUUAUAAUUCCUAAUCAUUAAGCAUUUCUUGCAUAUCAUUUUCUUCAUUCCUUUUCAAUGUAUUUCUACUCGAAUUUGAAUUUUCUUAAAUCGAAUCAAU